AUGUCAAAGGUGAUCUUCUCUGAUCAUGUGCUCGCAUAUAAGGCCAUACCUUCUCAUUGUCAUGUCAAAAGUGGUACGUUUGAUACCGAAGCCAAAAUAUUGUUGACUGCCUUAGGAAGUCACAAUUUUGUCAACCAAUUAGAUGUGCUAGUGCCGAAAAAUGCCUUAGCACCGGCUACUAUAGAAGAACUAUUGACCCAAAAAGGUUCUGGCUGCGUUGUCGAAUCGAAUUUGCAAGGGAUUCUUCAGUUCUUGAUUUCAUUGGAAGAAUCAAGUUCCCAGGAAAAUAUCAUAUCUACACUCAAACUCAUAUCACUUGAUACAGAUGUCACUCAUCAGAAUAGUAUAAGCAUAGUGCAUUCAGCACUCCAUCUACGCCUUUGUUGGCCAUCAUAUGAGGCAUCUGGAUUUAAGGGAGCACUCUCACAGAUGUCAAAGGGUAACAGGGAUGUUCGUGGUCAGAUGUAUGACGUUAGCAUUGAUAUCAGCAAGGGAUUGAAGAGACUAGCUGAAGAGGAUAGCGAUAAGAACAGUACACGUUUGUUCUAUUUCGCGGAUAAAGAGAAGGCUAAGGUGGCACGGUAUUUUGUGGCCAGUGACAAGCUUGAUGGAAAGCAAUUGCAAGUGUUGUUGGAGCCAACAGUGAAUUCAUGCACAGUGAAAGAAAGUUCCAUGAAAAAAAUGGAACUAGGUCCUUGUAAGUUACCUGAUUUGGAGAUAGCCGGCAAAAGCCCCAACGACGAUGAUUGGCAAGAAUCUGUUUUGGAGUGGAUUACUUAUGCCAGUAUUGGAGGAGAACAGCUAUUUCCAUUCAACAAAACGGACAGCUAUUUAUCUAAUUAUUCUGCAUUACUUGAAAGUCGGGCCCAGGAAAACCUGGUCAGAAUAUCGCUUUCGGGUAUUUUAAUUAGCACCGAAAUUACAGUGAGAACUAUUCAGACGCUCACGCAAGCAAGUUGGUUUGCAGUAUUACUACAUGGUGUGAAAGAUUGCAACAUAAGCUAUGGAACAAGUACUGCUCAUAGUUUCGUUGAGGAUGGAGCUAAUGACGCUGUACUCUUAGGAGAAAAAAAUAGAUUUGUGAUCUGGGAAGUGGUGGACAGUAGUGAUUCUCAUAAUUAG
Molecule: messenger RNA, 1122 nt
Organism: Brettanomyces nanus
Lineage: Eukaryota; Fungi; Ascomycota; Pichiomycetes; Pichiales; Pichiaceae
Exons: 3
Coding region: 1-1122 (373 amino acids)
Biological process (GO): tRNA 5'-leader removal; endonucleolytic cleavage in ITS1 to separate SSU-rRNA from 5.8S rRNA and LSU-rRNA from tricistronic rRNA transcript (SSU-rRNA, 5.8S rRNA, LSU-rRNA); tRNA 3'-end processing
Cellular component (GO): ribonuclease MRP complex; multimeric ribonuclease P complex
Molecular function (GO): ribonuclease P activity; ribonuclease MRP activity
Source: RefSeq, a predicted model, not a curated record